UACAGAAUGGCGGUGGAGGCGGACGAAGAUUAUCUUCGACAGCUCGCAGUUUUACAUUCGUAUUAUAUUCUUGUUAAAGAACAGCUGUUGGAGCAUCAGAGUGCAACUAUAGGUCUAUACCCAAGCAACCCUGGAAACACCAAGAGAGCUCAUAUUGCCCAUGUUAGAGACAGUAUCUACUGCGCUGUAGCAACAUGGAGCUUGGCUUUAGCUUACAGGAAAAUUGACAAUGAUCAUGGACGUACUUAUGAGUUGGAGCAGAGUUCAGUGAAAUGUAUGAGAGGUAUUUUAUACUGCUACCUCCGACAAGCAGAUAAGUUGGAGAAAUUCAAGUAUUCUCAAUGUGAGGAGAAUGCAUUGGAUUGUCGUUAUGACAUGGUGAGAGGAGAUACAUUGCCUGAUAGUUACCAUCAUCUACAGAUUGACAUCGUCUCGUUAUAUCUCUUAUAUCUGGUACAGAUGAUCUCAUCAGGCUUACAGAUCAUAUGGACCCUGGAUGAGGUCAGCUUUGUGCAGAAUCUUGUAUUCUACGUAGAGAGAGCCUACAGAAUACCAGAUUAUGGAAUGUGGGAGAGAGGUAGUAAAUACAACACAGGCAAAUGUGAACUUAAUGCAAGUUCCAUCGGCAUGGCAAUAGCAGCUUUAGAAGCCAGUAAUGGUUUCAAUCUAUUUGGACGUGAAGGAACGUCAUGGUCGAUACUCUAUGUAGACCCUGACGCACAUGGACGGAAUCGAACCAUUCUACAAAGUCUAUUACCAAGGGAAAGUAGUUCAAAGAACACGGAUGCCUCACUGAUUCCAGCCAUUAGUUUCCCAGCUUUUGCCAUCAAAGAUGAAGCUCUUAGAAACAGGACCUUUGAAAAAAUCAUCCGCAAGUUGAAGGGGAAAUAUGGUUUCAGACGAUUCUUGAGAGAUGGUUAUGGAACGCUGCUUGAAGAUACAAACAGGAAAUACUAUAAACCAGCAGAAAUCAAGAUGUUUGAUAACAUCGAGGCAGAAUGGCCGAUGUUCUUUGUUUACAUGAUUAUUGAUGGAGUAGCUAAGGGUAACAAUGAACAAGUUGAGGAAUAUAGUACCUUAUUGGAACCAUUGAUGAAGGAGACACCAAUAGGGAAAGUCCUUCCAAAGUUUUACUACGUUGAGCGCAGGAACAUUGAAGCAGAGAGGAAAACUCCCCAUAGUCAAACAAGAAUAGCAAGUCAAGAAGGGGCGGAGUCCGAUAAGAUAUUUUUGUGGGGGCAGUCUAUGUAUCUUAUUGCAUGUAUGCUGAAGGAUGGCUUGGUCAAUAUGAGCGAGAUUGAUCCAAUUGGUCGAUACCAUGGCUCAUCAAGCAGAACGACAAUGAAACAUAACACAAGAUAUUCUGCAUUUGAGAGUACUGCCAAGGAUAUGACAGUUCAAAUGGCCUUCAUUGCAGAGAGUGCCAGACUACAGGCAACCUUAGGGAUGUAUGGUAUCCAGACUCAAACACCUACACAGGUUGAACCAAUACAGAUAUGGCCACCAGCAGAACUCAUUAAGGCUUACCAGUUUCUUGGUAACAAUGCUAAGCUUGGAUUGACUGGUCGUCCACCUCGUCCAAUCGGCAGCUUAGGUACAUCCAAGAUUUAUCGAAUCCUAGGCCGGACAGUCUUGUGUUAUCCAUUGCAGUUUGAUAGAGCAGAUUUCUAUAUGUAUCAGGAUAUGUCACUGCUAGUGGAUGAUAUUAAGAAUCUUGUAGCGUUCAUGAGACGAUCAUGGACAAUGUCUGGAAGACCAACUAUCUGCAUCCUCAUUAAAGAAGAUCAUUUUAGUGGUGCUAAGGGUUCUGAGAUGCUAGAUAUGUUAGCCAUGUUUAAGAGAGGCAGUUGUGGAGGAAUUCGUAUCAAAGUAGAUCGUCUUCAGACUCUCUUAGCAUCUUCCUUUGUUGAACAUCUUGACUUCCAGCUUCCAGAAGGAGUCGCUACUAUUGCGCUAUUCAAGCGCCUUGAGGAGCUGAAUGUAGAUCAUCUCCCCCUUCAGUCUAGAAGUCGACACGCUAGCUCACCAAGCUCAGCAGAGUAUGAAACAGAAGUAUUUGACCUCAAGAAAUAUGAGUGUUUGCCGUCGUGGGAGUUGGUUGAUAAGCUUCGUCAUAUGGUGAAUAUGGUUCAUCAAAGUAGUGUUCUGGGAUUGCUGUUAGAACGAGAAGGUCUGAACUAUCUGACAGAGAAUGGAACUGUUGAACAGGCCUUGACUAGAGUAUACAAUAAGGCUGCAGUAAAGGAGGACUGGUCCACGGUGCGUUACUGUGCUAGCAUUCUACACAAAGUCAUUGAUAGUUUGGCGCCCUCUAUUACAUCCAUGCUGGUUGCAGGCAAAAUUGUGACAAUUGGUGUAUUUGGUCAUGAGGAGGAGCUAGUUAUGCGACCUAUGAACCCUAGAGAGAUUACUGGCAUUAUCUUCAAUCGAUGCCAGAAAUAUAACGUCCGAGAAGCGGUGAUGCAGCAAGAGAUUAUCAUAGCAUUAGGGAAGCUUACCGUCACUAGGCCAGAUCUCUUCAGUAGUAUGUUGAAGAUCAGAACAGGUUGGUUACUUCACGCUAUGAGGACUGAACUGAAAUUAACCUGGAAUGAAACAGAGCCAAUCCACUCGCUGUCUCCACAUUCGCUGAAAGACCUCCUUGUUGAAGUGCUAGAAACAACAAUCAAGUCAUCCAGUACAGAACGGAAUUGGUUAGAGCUACGUCAGUUCAAUGGAGCCUUAAAUCGAACACCAGCAAACUUCUAUGAUAAUGUUUGGGACAUCAUGUCCAGGAUGCCUAAUGGAAUCAUUAUAGCGGAUUAUUUCUUGCCUCAACAACCAACCUUAUCAGACAUGACCCGAACUGACCUUAACUUUGCCCUUCAGAUUGAAGAGAUGUUUGGUCGGAUCUCACAUCCAGAAUAUAGACAACUUAUGGUUGAGCUGCUCUCAGUGAUGUCUACAAUAUUACAGAGAAAUCCAGAGUUGGAGUUUAAGAAGACAGUCAACACAGAGGCACUCAUCAAGGAAGCAUUCGACAGCUUCAAAGCACAUCAAGGUGAAUCAUGUGACAUGAAGGAUUUCUACAACACUCCGCCAGUGGCUGUCCGUGGUACUAUGAGCUAUCUAGCUAAGGUUAUUGUCAACAGCCUACUGGAUGAAAGCUUGGAUAAAAGUGAAGAUACUUGUACAAUAUCUUAAUAAUAGUUCAUAACGUACUGGAUAGAAGCUUAGAUAAAAGUGAAGAUACUUGUACAAUAUGUUAAAAAUAGUUAAUAAUGUACUGGAUGAAACCGUGGAUAAAAGUGAAGAUAUGUGUACAGUAUGUUAAUAAUAGUUCAUAAUGUACUGGAUGGAAGCUUGGAUAAAAGUGAAGAUACUUGUACAAUAUGUUAAUAAUAGUUCAUAACAUACUGGAUGGAAGCUUGGAUAAUCUGAAGAUACGUUCAACUCUCUGUAUCACAAGGUUGGUGGGACUGGCCAAAUUACAUUUUCAAAAUGGAUUUCAGAAUGUACUCUUUAUAAGCAUUAACUCUUCUUAACAUUGCCCUUACAAGAGCCGACUGUACUUGUACAAUAUUUCAAGAACAGCUAAUAGCCUAUUGGAUGAAAGCUUGAAUAACAGUGAACAUACUUGUACAAUAUUUCAAGAAUAGCUAAACGCCUAUUGGAUGAAAGCUUGAAUAACAGUGAACAUACUUGUACAAUAUUUCAAGAAUAGCUAAACGCCUAUUGGAUGAAAACUUGAAUAACAGUGAACAUACUUGUACAAUAUUUCAAGAAUAGCUAAACGCCUAUUGGAUGAAAGCUUGAAUAACAGUGAACAUACUUGUACACUAUGUUAAGAAUAGAGUCACUACUACUCAUGAUAAUAACAAUUACUUCAUUGUAACAACAAGUCACUUGUUAAACAAAACCAAAGUUGAAUCUUGUAGGAUAAAAGUGUGCUGUGUAUUAAAUGUUGGUUAUAAAGCUAAUGCUUAAAAGCUCUAAAGAGAACAAGUUCAAUAGAACUCCCUAGGUUGAAUUACAGAUAAGAGCUUCCUUGCCGUGUAUAAAUCUAGUUGAACUAUUCUUCAUUUAUAAUAAGUACUUGUAUUGAAAUAUAGGCCUACAACAUUAACAUUUGUAUGCAUGCAGUGUUAUAUACUGAAUUGAUUAUGAAUUGAUCGUGUGUCUAUAACCAAAAAUAGACAAUUGAUGUUUAGAGCUCAACCAAAUGAAACCAAAUAAUAUACAAAGAGCCAUUCUGUUUGAAACAUUGCGACUAAACCAAUUGGCUCUUUUUAGAGUGAACACUUCCUCCUUGAAGAGAUUCAAUACUGGGUGAACUCAAAAGAAUAAUAAAACUGUUGAUCUUUGUUUCAGGCACACAGUUUCAAUUUCAGAGAUAGCAAUACUUAAAAUAACAAAAUCAUGGUCACAAAACUGGAAGUACAGUUUUAUUUCUCGUGGUCUCAUAGAUAAAGAAAUAAACAUUAACAUUUGUAUGCAUGCAGUGUUAUAUACUGAAUUGAUUAUGAAUUGAUUGUGUGUCUAUAACCAAAAAUAGACAAUUGAUGUUUAGAGCUCAACCAAAUGAAACCAAAUAAUAUACAAAGAGCCAUUCUGUUUGAAACAUUGCGACUAAACCAAUUGGCUCUUUUUAGAGUGAACACUUCCUCCUUGAAGAGAUUCAUUACUGGGUGAACUCAAAAGAAUAAUAAAACUGUUGAUCUUUGUUUCAGGCACACAGUUUCAAUUUCAGAGAUAGCAAUACUUAAAAUAACAAAAUCACGGUCACAAAACUGA
Molecule: messenger RNA, 4773 nt
Organism: Asterias rubens (European starfish)
Lineage: Eukaryota; Metazoa; Echinodermata; Asteroidea; Forcipulatida; Asteriidae
Product: phosphorylase b kinase regulatory subunit beta-like
Exons: 23
Coding region: 7-3183 (1058 amino acids)
Biological process (GO): glycogen metabolic process
Cellular component (GO): phosphorylase kinase complex
Molecular function (GO): calmodulin binding
Source: RefSeq, a predicted model, not a curated record